CCCAACUUUGCACGAGACACGUACGGACAAAGUUAGCUCUUAGCUCCCAGCUGCCAGGCGGCUCCAGCCCGUCCCGCGGCGCCUUCCCGGGCUCCGCUCCGCAGCGACCCCCCUGCCCCCUCCAGCCCUGCCAUGGGGCGCUGAUCGCACCCAAAGUUGGACCAACUUUUGCACAGCGAGUGGGAGCAUGGCCCGUCCGUGAACGCGGCUGGGCAGCACGAUGAAAGCGCAGCCCCGGGGAGCAGGCAGCCGCGAGCCCAGCCGCCGCCGAGGCGCCCCGGGUGCAAAAUGAGCGACCACCCAGCGCUGGAGAAGGAGGCGCCGAUCUCCCGCAAGCAGCGGCUGAUGGCCGCGAUCGCCUCCGGCAGCUCCAGCGCCGAGCCCCCCUCGGCGCUUUGCUGCUUCAUCUGCGGCGGGGGGAUCGGGCGCGGCAAGGAGCUGAAGCUGCAGGUGAAGCAGCCCCGGGAGAACCAGCCUUUCUUCCCCUUCCUGCAGCACCAGGAGCCGGCGCCGGGGGCCCUGGAGGUGACCCCGGAGGGCUGCGCCCUGGUGUGCGCCGUCUGCCGCUGCUUCCUGGGCGAGCAGUGGGACGCGUUCGAGCGCAGCCGGACCCCGGUGGAGAAGCGCAUGUACUGGCUCAAGCGCCCCUACCAGUGCGAGGCGGCGGCGGGCGCCGGGCUCCGCAGGGGCCCCCAGGAGUGGAACCUCUCCUACGCCCUGGACGAGCAGCGGAGGCUCAGCCUGGGGGGCAGCAGCAGCAGCCAGCCCCCCGAGGAGGAGGAGGAGGAGGAUCCCGGCGCAAGCGGCGGAGACUCCGACCUGUCCUCCCUCUCGGACACCGACCAGCUCUCCGAGCCCGAGCUGCAGCUCCACGCCCCCGGCCGGGACAGGAGCGCCAGGAGCCCCGGCUGCUGCCCGGCCCCAGAGCCGCUGAGCCAAGCCGCGGGGCUGCAGCUGCUGCGCCAGCCGGGCGCAGCCAACGGGGCCGCCGAGCGGCCGGUGCCAGGCGCGCCCAUGGGCAGCCGCCCCCGCGAGUGGCACGGCCAGGCGCCCCCAGCCCCGGACGAGGCACCUGUGCCGCAGGACAAUGGGCUGGCUGGGGGGAGGAGGAGGCGACGGCGGCGCCACUGGCCGGCCGAUGCCCCCGGCAGCGUCCGGAGCAGCUGGAGAGGGGGCCAGGGCGCAGCAGCCCUGCCCGAUGCCUUCAAAGCGGCGGCCUCCGGCCGGGCACCUGAGUCUGCCCCGGGGGGUGGCGACUUGAUGGGCAAGCGGGUCCCGGCCUACGGCUCCUCAGAGGAGAGCGAGAUCAACAUCACCAGCGACGAGGAGAGGCAGGGGCCCUGCCGAGCCCCCAGCAGGCCGGAGAACGCCCGCGCCCUGGCAUUGCCCAAGCCGCCCUGGGCACCAGCACCCCCGCCGGGCACCGUCUGCUACAUCUGCGGCAGCCCCUUGUCCCCGGCGGGCCAGCACCAGAUCCAUGUGCAGAAACAGGAGAAGACCUCCAAGGCCCCCUUCUUCCCUUUCCUGUGGCUGCACAGUCCACCCCUGGGGGCCCUGCCCAUCAGCCCGGCGGGCAGCACCCUGGUCUGCUCCUGCUGCUUCACCUCCCUCAUGCAGCAGUGGCAGAGCUUCGAGGUGGCCAGCGUGCCGGUCCUGCAGAGGCUCUACGUGGUGCCGCUGGAUGCCAGCGCAGUGGGCAUGCCCCCCAAAGGGCGGAGGGCCCAGAAAGAGGAGGGUGCCCCUGCCCUGCUGCAGGAAGCCUGCUACCUCUGUGGGGAGGAUUGUAGCAAGGAGGCCAGGCCGGUCUCUGCUAAGAUCACUAAUGGCAAUGCUAAAAGCACCAUGCACUUCCCCUUUCUCAGCCACCUGCCUUGCCCUCCCAGCUCCAAGGGGCUGAACAAGCAUGGGGAGGUGCGCAGCUGCAGGAAGUGCUAUGGGGUGCUGCAGGACCUGUGGGCCAUGUACCGGGCGUGCCGCAACGAGGAGCUCAUCACCUCGGUGCAGAGCUUCCUGGGGAGGUAUCACCAGGUCUUCUCCACCGGGGAUCCCAGCAGCACUGGCAUGCACCCCUCGGCCACGUCAGGCCCUGCCUCUGUCUGUUACAUCUGCGGAGCUGAGCUGGGAGCCGGCAAAGAGUUCCAGCUCAACAUCAACCCGCCAGGGCGCUUUGGGGAGAAGGAGCCUUUCUUCCCCUUCCUCACCGUCUACCCCCCGGCCCCCAGGGCCAGGCCUGCAGACUCCACUGGGUUGGUGGCUACCUGCGUGCUCUGCUACCAUGACCUCCUAGGCCAGUGGCUGCAGCACGAAAGCAGGAAUUCCCACCAUCCCAGCAGCGCCUGGUCCAGGCAGUACAAAGUGGAGACCUUCGUGUGCUUCUUCUGUCGGCAGGAGAAGCAGCGAUGCCUUGGAUUAAAAGCAGUACAGGUUGCCCGGCUCCCUGUGUUUCUGUACACCCUCCGCAUGGCCAACAGCUUACUGGUGGAUGAUGGCAAACAACUGACCAUUGGAGCAUGUGGAGAAUGUGGGGCGGUGGUGCUUGCUGGCAAAAGCAUGACACCUCCAGACUUUCUGGCUGUGGCGCCCCCAGCCAGUCUCCCAAAGGUGGUGAUGACCCUAAGUGCCCACGGCAUGGGAGAUGAAGGAUGCGCCAUGGACGCACUGAAACGUGCUCGCCAUGAAAACCUUUGGGAAGCAGUGGCUGGUGCGGCACCCAGCACUCCCUCACUGCAUGGAUUUGAGCACAGGGAGCCCAUUGCACCAGGCUGUUCCGAGUGCAGUGCAAGGUAUUUGCUUAAGCAGCACUGCAGCUGCUUUGCCUGUGCCACUGCCACGGCCAGCCCCAGCCCGGAGCAAAGCAGGCCAGGCAGAGGGAGCAGCAGCUGCUGGGCGUUGUCCUCUUCUCUGGAGACACCUGCUGUGAAGCCUUCCGCCAGCGAGCCCAGACAGCGACUGGCGGGCGCUGGGGAGAGCCCAGGUGCAAGGAACGGAGCUGCCCAGGAGAUUGGCUCUGACCGUGGCCAGCAGAGCGUGGAUGUGGAAGGCGCAGACCUGGGAGCUACAAUGUCGCUUGCAAGACUUCAGCCGGCCAAUCCCCUGGUGUGCCACGGCAUGUGCGCUAGGCACUGCUGGGCUCUGCUGCUUUACUCAGAGAAGGAGAUACCUGGGGCAUCCCAGGAAGUGACAGCAGCGCGUUGGACUAAGCCAAAGCAGCUUGGGACCAGCCUCUUCACUCUGGCUCGGCUCCCCGCGAAGGAGGCAGCUUUUGCCCAAGACCUUGGGACCUGA
Messenger RNA from Mauremys reevesii (Reeves's turtle), 3285 nucleotides. RefSeq lists its product as uncharacterized. Bases 289 to 3285 code for a protein of 998 amino acids. The record is from RefSeq and is a predicted model, not a curated record. The transcript is spliced from 5 exons. NCBI's taxonomy places the organism in Eukaryota, Metazoa, Chordata, Testudines, Geoemydidae.